Messenger RNA from Hermetia illucens (black soldier fly), 5004 nucleotides. RefSeq names its product eIF-2-alpha kinase GCN2 (gene Gcn2). Gene Ontology annotation, cellular component: cytosol. The transcript has 16 exons. The coding region runs from base 178 to 4776 and encodes 1532 amino acids. Gene Ontology annotation, biological process: DNA damage checkpoint signaling; regulation of translational initiation by eIF2 alpha phosphorylation. The record is from RefSeq and is a predicted model, not a curated record. Gene Ontology annotation, molecular function: eukaryotic translation initiation factor 2alpha kinase activity; ATP binding; protein binding. NCBI's taxonomy places the organism in Eukaryota, Metazoa, Arthropoda, Insecta, Diptera, Stratiomyidae.
GCCAGUGCAAACGUGUUUUUUGCGACCUGACAGCCGUGCGACGGGAGAGCGAAAGCAUAAACAGAAUUCAAUUCCAAUUGGAGCGAAAUCUACCGAAUUUACUGAAUUGAAAAGUUGUCGAUCGGAUGCGGAAAUGAGGCCGCUGUGAAGUGCAGCACCUUCGAUUGCGUGACGGAAAUGGCUUCGAAAGAGACCAUACGGGAUCGGCAAAAUAGCGAACUCGAAGUGAUUAAGUCAAUUUACGGCCCGGACGUUGAGGACUUGCGUGACAACUCGGACGGAUGGAAGCCUCUUGACCUGCGGAUUCAUUUGACGCCGCUGAAAGGCUCUUCGGGCGACCAGAAAGUUCACGUUUGGACCAAAUUGCACGUGACAUGCCCUAACAAGUAUCCAAAAGUGGUUCCUAAAAUUUCACUCGAGGAGACAAAGGGCAUAUCCGACUCUUUGAUUGAGGAAUUGCUACAAGAACUUCAGAAGCAGGCGGCAUCGCUGAAAGGAGAGGUGAUGAUAUGGGACUUGGCGCAGACAGUUCAGGGGUUCCUCCACAAACACAACAAACCAAGCCUGAGCUUCUACGACCAAAUGCUCCAGCAAAGGCAAAUGCGCGAGCAGGAGAUGCUCAACCAACAGAAGUUGAAGGAAACCGAAGAACAGGAGAAUCUACGUGAGAUGAUUGAGAAGCGGAAGGAGGUGUUCAAGAACGAACGAAAAAGGCGGGAACCACGUCGCAGCAUCAGUGAAUCGAAUGCGGACAAACGGCGGCAGCAGAGUUCCUCCGAAAGUUCUGAGAACUCGUCUCCCUACUACCGAGGGCAUUGCUACCCUAACAAGUGCUCGGACCAUCGCAACAGCGACAUGCUCUACUUCCCAAAGGUUGGCAGGCAGAUCCGCAGGGGCUGUUGCUUGGGGCACUCACAAAAAGGCUACGUCGCUUACUCUGGAAUCGACGUCGACACCGGGCAGCUUCUUUACGUUGCGGAAUGGAAUAUAAAGUAUGCACACAUUGAACAAAAGUACAAUCCGAACAAUGCAAAUGAUCAGAAACUAUCGUCAACUGCCAAAGUUGACGAUUUCAUUAACGACAUCGAGAAACAAAUUUCCAAUUUAUCUCUCAUACGCCACAAGAAUCUCAUUCAUUACGAGUGUGUAAUGUGUAUGAAAAAGAAAGACGGCUUAUACGUUUAUCUUGUGCAGGACUUUGUUUUGGGCACCAGUAUUAGUAGCAUUACAUCAUCGCUAGGAUGGUGUGCCGAGGGUGCAAGCAUGGUGGCGAAAGGAGUUCUUGAGGCCUUAUUAUACCUUCACAAUAAUGGAGUAUCGCAUGACCACCUGAAUGAUACAACCGUUUUCAUGGACAAUACUGGCACGAUACGAUGUACUGAUUUCUCGGCAGUUCAGAAUCUUCUGGAUUUAAACGGAGAACAAAAGACUGACAAAGAUUUACCCGCACUGGGAGCCCUUAUAGAGUCCCUAAUGCCAACCCAACCCCCGGAAAUGAGAGAUUUUAUUGAUAAGUGCAAAUCAGACAGAACCUUAUCUGCAUCGGAUCUUCUCGAGCAUCCCUUCUUACGGCCGUCCUUGUUUAGUGAAGCGAAAGCAAAAAUAACGCAAGUUGCUGCAAACCAAAAUGAAAAUAAAACUUUAGCUCCAUUAUUUACGCAACCAUCGUUAACGGGUACACACUCAAGACUUCAUACUGAAUUUGAGGUUUUGCAGUGGCUGGGUAAGGGCGCUUUUGGUGAUGUUCUCAAGGUCCGAAAUAUUUUGGACAAUCGAGAAUACGCAAUCAAACGUAUACCAUUGCCAGCCAGAAGUCGUCAAUUGUAUCGAAAAAUGACCAGAGAAGUCGAAGUUUUAUCACGGCUUAACCAUGAAAAUGUCGUUCGUUACUUUAACAGUUGGAUAGAGAUUACAACUACCUCAGACUUGGAAGACGAUAAAUUUGGUGGAAGCGACUGGUCCUGCAGUCAGGAAAGUUAUCGGAAACCAACAAAUCAAGUUGUAAAUGCCAUUGAGUCGUCUGUUGCUAGCGAUAGUUCCAGCAUUGGUUUCAUGCAAAAUUUAGAUGAUUCUGAUUCUGAUGGUAUUGAGUUUGUUGAUUCCAAUGGUGAAGUUGCCGUUUACGAAGACGAUGAAGAUGACUCGGAUGAAAGGACGGAGGAAGAUCCCCAAAAGAAAACUGUUUCACCGAGACCCGUGAUCCAGGUCAUGUAUAUUCAAAUGGAAUUUUGUGAGAAGUUUACUUUGCGCGCUGCGAUCGAUGAGAAUCUCUAUGAAAAUACAGAACGUGUGUGGCGGCUUUUUCGGGAAAUUGCUGAAGGACUGGCGCAUAUGCAUCAACAAGGGAUGAUUCAUCGGGAUUUAAAGCCAGUGAAUAUUUUCUUGGAUUCUCGUGACCAAAUCAAAAUUGGUGACUUCGGUCUAGCUACAACCAGUUUUCUGGCACUGCAGAGUCAAGAACAUCAACAGCAAGCGCACACUAUUCCUCAGGCCAUUGAAUCUGGAACUGGUACCGGAAAGGUGGGAACAACGCUCUAUGUAGCUCCUGAAUUGACGGGAAAAGCAUCAAAAUCUGUUUAUAAUCAGAAAGUUGACAUGUAUACGCUCGGAAUUAUCCUCUACGAAAUGUGUAACCCGCCGUUUGAGACAGGAAUGGAACGUGUAAAAACCAUUGUGGGAUUACGUAAUGAAUCGAUUAUAAUUCCAGACAAUAUGCUUAACGAUCCAAAACACAGUAAAACAGUGGAGCUUCUUCGUUGGCUACUCAACCAUGACCCGUCACAGAGACCUACUGCUGAGGAGCUUCUCGCUUCCGACUUGGUUCCUGUUGCACAACUCGAGACUAGUGAACUUCAUGAACUGCUGCGACAUAUUCUCGCUAAUCCUCAAAGUAAAUCCUACAAACAUCUCGUAGCGAGGUGUCUGCAGCAAGAAUGUGACAAAGUCCUUGAGUUGACAUACCAUUUGGGACUUGUCACCAAGUCCUCUGUUUUAGAAAUAGUUAAGAAUAAAGUGAUAAAUUUAUUUCGUAAACAUGGUGCCAUAGAAAUCUCAACGCCUCUUCUUACUCCAUUCUCGAAAAACACUUACGUUACCCACAACCCCGUGAAAUUAAUGACGCAUUCGGGUAGUGUGGUGAUUCUCCCUAACGAUCUCCGUGCUCCUUUCGCCCGGUACAUUGCCAUGUCAGGAGCCAACAUGGUUCGCCGGUACUCAGUAAAUCGUGUCUAUCGCGAAAAGAAAGUGUUCAACUUCCAUCCGAAGCAGAACUACGAAUGUGCUUUCGAUAUCAUUACACCGAAUCCGGGUAGUCAUUUGGUCGAUGCGGAGCUUCUAUCCGUCGCAUAUGAAGUGGUUAAUGAACUGCCGUUGUUAAAGCAAAAAAAUAUAAGAAUACGAAUGAAUCACACGAGCCUGCUGCGUGCCAUUCUGUUGAAUUGUAAUGUUCCAACUGAAAAGUACGAUGAUUUGUUUGAAUGCGUUCUGGACUACAUAGAGGAGAGGAAAUCGAAGUUUCACUUGCAUUCGUCACUUUGUUCAAUCAUAGGAACGUCGAAGUCCAGUGUAACGUUUUUGAUGGACUUACUUCUAACUGAAUUCACUCUUGGAGGUCCAAAAUCCAAUCACGAUCAGUCAUUUCUGAGGAACUUUACUCGUGGAAAAGGUGAAGCAGCGACUUUGGCGAAGUCAGCGUUGAAAGAGUUAGAGCUGGUGGUUGCGUUGGCACAAGCAUUGGGUGUAUCUUGUCCUAUGCAAGUGUACGCGGGACUUCCCAUUGGAUAUAAACGUGCAAGCUCUGGCGGAAUUGUAUGGCAAAUGCUCGGCGAUCUCAAGCCAAACCGCACGGCCGGGCAAUCAGUUUUCGCAGUUGGUGAACGCUACGAUACAAUGUUGUUGGAGUAUCAAAAGCAAGCACAAACGUGUAACGUAUCGAUACCACAUCGACCUAUCAGUGGGGCCGGAAUAUCCUUCUCUUUGGAUAAGCUGGUGUCAGCUGUUGGGAAAAGCUUCGAAGAAGAAUGUCGAAGCAUUGAUGUAGUUGUCUGUGUAUCAGGAUCCAGGCCUCCUCUGAAAGAUGUCGCUCAUAUUCUUCGCACGUUAUGGUGUGCUGGUAUUCGUAGCGGCGUAGUUGAAGGGAGUGGACCGGACGAAGCACAAGAUCAUGCUAAAGAUUUAGGUGCCAGCCAUUUCAUACUGUUUGGUGAAUCGGGGUUAUUACGCGUACGAUCAUGGGUUCAUGGACGAUUUUACGAGCGCAGCGUUGGUCGAAGUGAACUGGUGGAAUAUAUACACCGUAUGCUCCGAAGCGAUACACAUCAACCAACCGAUUCUUCGGCGAUUCCGUUGGCAUCUACUUCAUCGGGAAAUAAUUUAAAUCACGCUGUAAACAGUUACAUGAAUAAUAUGCCUAAUGUAGACGUCUACUUCGUCGGUCCUGAAAAGUUAUCUUCAAACAUGAGGAGACGGAUUGAGAACCAAGUUAUUCAACAAAUGUUUUCAACGCUACAGCAGUUCGGGAAGAAAGAACACUUUAAGGUGAUAAUUUCUGAGAUACCGUCGGCGGUGGUAAAUGCUAUAAUAGGCGCAGUUAAUCCGAGAGUGCUUAAAGAAGAGACUGACAAAGAAAUGAUGUACGUUUACGAGCGAUUUCCGAAGCACAAACGUAUAAUCUUUGACAUUUACGAUCAGAUCGUAUUGAGUUUGGGGGCGAAACAUAAUACACCGAUUGUUGCCUUGUAUACAACGUCAGAAUCCUAUUAUCGGGUAUUCAUAUGAUCGCUCUGCUGAAAUGUUGAAUUUAAUUUUUAUUGAAAAUAAAAAAAAACUAUCGUUCUUAGUUAAAUACAUAAUGUUAGUAUUUUUUAUAAUCUAUUGUAACAAAACCAGCAUUUUUUUAAGAAACUUUAAUUAUUUUAAACCUUUUAAGAAAGGAAAAAUCUAGUACACCGAUUUGUUGUGAAGAUAAGACAGUGAUAUGUAUAAUAAAAGAAAAGCUCAACAUGA